AUGGGGAUCCGAGAGUUUCCCGGCGGCGCACCGAGGGGCAAAGGCAUCGCCAUUGGCAUGAGGAGGUCACCGGACGUCAGCCCCCGGAGACUGUCCGACAUCAGCCCCCAGCUCCGGCAGCUCAAAUACUUGGUGGUGGACGAGGCGAUUAAGGAGGAUCUGAAAUGGUCGCGCUCGGUGGAGGACCUCACCAGCGGGCCCGUGGGGCUCACGUCCAUCGAGGAGCGGAUCCUGCGCAUCACCGGCUACUACGGCUACCAGCCCUGGGCGACGAGCUACAAAAGGGAGGAGCGCCCCCGGGACUCCCCGGGCCCGGCGGAGGCCCAGGCGCCGGCGGGGACCGAGGCCGGUGGGAGACCGAGCCGCCGCUGCUGGAGGUGCUCCCGCGCGCAGCUCAAGAAGAUCUUCUGGGGCGUGGCGGUGGUGCUGUGCGUGUGCGCCUCCUGGGCAGGCGCCACGCAGCUCGCCAAGCUGACCUUCAGGAAGUUCGAUGCUCCCUUCACCCUGACGUGGUUUGCCACCAACUGGAACUUUUUAUUCUUCCCCUUGUACUACGCGGGGCACAUCUGCAAGUCAGCGGAGAAGCAGUCAGUGAAGCAGAGAUACAGGGAAUGCUGUCGAUUUUUUGGAGACAAUGGCUUGACUUUGAAGGUGUUUUUUACCAAGGCAGCACCCUUUGGUGUUCUUUGGACACUCACAAACUACCUGUACUUACAUGCAAUAAAGAAAAUAAACACUACGGAUGUCUCCGUAUUGUUCUGCUGCAACAAAGCUUUUGUGUUCUUGCUCUCAUGGAUCGUUCUCAGGGACAGGUUCAUGGGAGUGAGGAUCGUGGCUGCCAUCCUCGCCAUCGCUGGGAUCGUGAUGAUGACCUACGCGGAUGGCUUCCACAGCCACUCCGUCAUCGGCAUAGCCCUAGUGGUGGGCUCGGCAUCCAUGUCCGCUCUCUACAAGGUCCUGUUCAAGCUCCUCCUGGGCAGUGCCAAGUUUGGAGAAGCCGCCUUAUUUCUUUCCAUUCUGGGUGUGUUUAACAUCCUCUUCAUCACCUGUAUUCCUGUCAUCCUCUACUUUACCAAAGUGGAAUACUGGAGCUCUUUUGAUGACAUUCCAUGGGGAAACCUUUGUGGAUUUUCAGUCCUCUUAUUGACAUUCAAUAUUGUAUUAAACUUUGGAAUUGCUGUUACAUAUCCUACUCUGAUGUCUCUUGGAAUCGUCCUCAGCGUACCUGUGAAUGCAGUGGUUGACCACUACACCAGUAAGAUCGUUUUCAACGGCGUCCGGGUAAUUGCCAUCAUCAUCAUCGGCCUGGGCUUCCUCCUCCUCCUCCUGCCUGAGGAGUGGGACGUCUGGUUGAUUAAGCUGCUCACUCGCCUCAAAGUGAGGAAGAAGGAGGAGGCGGCUGACGGUGGAGCGGACCUGGGCUUGGGGCUUCAGAGCAAGAGCAGAAGGACCCGGCCCUCCUUCGCCCGCUGACCAUCUGCCCUGAGACUCUGCGGCGACCGCUCACGAGGGGGAUUCGGAAUCUCUUCCUGACAGGGGGAACCUCAGCUUGGUGAGGUGUACAUACCUGUACAGUUUUGGUAAUCUGCAGUAAGUUAUAUGGUAUUUAUUGGCAUGUCCAACUUGCUUGCACUUUUUUCACAUCAGAUCUUUCACUUAAGGGUACCAAUUCAAUACGGGAGAGAAAAGAAGAACCUCUCCGCUCUUUUUACAUGAAUGUAAAGCAGCUUAAAAUGAUCCUUGCCUAGAUUGCUUGGGAUGACAGGUGUUCUCGACAUGGCAGGGCAGAUGUUUCAAAUCUUUGCAACUGAAAAUUACAUUGCACACUGUGAUUAUUUCUCAGCGAUGGUAGGUCAUAUUUUGUUUUAUACCAGAGCUGCACUCUUAAUUUUAAGGGAUUUCAAUGAACCAAAAGAUCACUCUGAGUUAACUGGGACAAAUGGAUUUCUGGAUGGGUGGGUAGAUGGGAUGUGAAAAGCUGGAGCAGAAAAGGAAAAUGGACUUGGAAAACCAUCGACUGUGGCUAACCUGGGGGUGAUGAUUAGAGGACAGACUGAGCUGGGUAACAGAAAGGGGAAGUUAAGUCUUAGCCCCAGCUGGCUUGCCCUCACAUGUCUGUGUAAGAUCAUGCAAGAGAAAUUACAGUGCCUUCUACAGAAUUUUUGUCUUUACCUAUGUGAAGCGAGGUGACAUUAUAAGUCACUGGCGCCGUCUUAUCAUUUAGAUGUAGAAAUCUUUAGAAACAAACAAAAUACUAUAUAUGUGUGUGUAUGUACAAAAAUGGCAAAGCUGAUGACCAGUGUCAUAGAACACAGGUCACGGUGUGCAUAUGAGGCAGAGUCCGCAGAAGAUGAAUCGCUGGUUGCUUUUACUUCCUGACUAAGAUGGAAAAAUUAUUUACUGAAUCUGCAAACCUUUUUAUGAAACUUUUAAGCACCAGGCUGUUUACUUCCACAUUAUAGGUCUGCCAGAAAAUUCUAUCUGUGAUAGAUCUGUAAAGAGGGAUGAGGGGGUUAGAGUUUACUAUUUUUGAAGUUUACAUUGUUACAUAUCGAAACGGAAACCUUAUUUUGAAAUGUUGUCAUAACCCAAUGGUGCACUCUGUAACCAUGGAGUCUUUUGUUUCCUAGGGGAAAGGGGUACUCAUGACCUGAACUUUUUAGCAAAUUAUUAUUCUCAGUUUCCAUUACCUGUUUGGCCAAACAGAUGAAUAAACUAUUUAAAAAAGAAGCAUUUUGUGCUGUCUUGGCAGCAA
Messenger RNA from Dama dama (fallow deer), 2755 nucleotides. RefSeq names its product solute carrier family 35 member F3 (gene SLC35F3). Gene Ontology annotation, biological process: thiamine transport. The transcript is spliced from 8 exons. The record is from RefSeq and is a predicted model, not a curated record. Lineage: Eukaryota; Metazoa; Chordata; Mammalia; Artiodactyla; Cervidae. The coding region runs from base 1 to 1473 and encodes 490 amino acids. Gene Ontology annotation, cellular component: membrane.